Molecule: messenger RNA, 447 nt
Organism: Darwinula stevensoni
Lineage: Eukaryota; Metazoa; Arthropoda; Ostracoda; Podocopida; Darwinulidae
Source: the annotation of a GenBank genome assembly
AUGGUACCAUAGAGCGUUGAUGCAUGGAACCCUACCUGCGACGAAGUGUGUUCGUCCAUUGUGGAUGUUGUCACCCGUCCAUCGUGAGAUAUGAAUGCACCCCCCACCUUUGAAUCAUUUUUGCUCUUCGAGGGGGAGAAAAAGAUCAUCAAAGAGCAGGAUACCAAAGUCAGGAAUGCAGCCAUAUUUACUAUAAAUAAAGAGGACCAUACCUUGGGCAAUCUCAUUAAGACGCAGUUGUUGAAGGACCCAAGAGUGAUCUUCGCUGGAUACAAAGUUCCUCAUCCAUUAGAGCACAAAGUCAUCUUGAGAAUACAGACUUCAUCAUCUGAGUAUACUCCACAAGAUGCUCUUAUGAAUGCCAUUACAGAUCUUCUGUCAGAGUUGUCACUGCUGGAAGAAAGAUUCAAGUAUGCAGUUCAUGAGAGGCUGGAAGUAAUGGACUAA